AUGCUGUAUAUAGCUUUCUUUUGUAUAACGUUUGCGCUGUAUUGGACAUGGUGGCAUCGAAAAACAAAGUCUAAACUGGAACCACCCACACUUUCUGGAGCAUUGCCGUUGAUCGGACAUGCACAUAUUUUUAUGGGAGAUACUGUUUAUCUCUGGAAUAAUGUAAAAGAAAUGUCAUAUAGUAGCUUAAAAGCGGGUGGAGUAGCAAAAAUAUCAAUUGGACCUCAGACCACAUACGUGUUAACAGAUCCCGAAGACUGCUUGACUGUGGCUAACGCUUGUUUACAGAAGGACAUUAUAUAUGAAUUUGCUAAACCCUGGCUAGGAGAGGGUCUUUUAACCGGAAAAGAAUCAAUAUGGAAGCGUCAUCGAAAACUGUUAAACCCAGCUUUUAAUCAGCUGGUGUUGGAUGGAUAUCAGAAGGUUUUUAACAGCCAGUCCAGACGCCUUGUAAAAGAUUUAGAGGUCGAGGUGGGAAAAGGCCCUUUUGACCAUUUAGUUUACACGCUACGUAAUUCCCUGGAAACUGUUUGUUUAACUACCAUGGGAGUUGAUUUGUGCGAUAACAACGUUAUGAAUAGCCAUUACUUGCAAGCAAUGAAGCAGAUCUUAGGCAAUAUGAUGGAAAGACUUCAAACGUUCUGGCUGCACAAUAAUUUUAUCUACAGCUGGUCAACUUUAAAGAAGAAAGAAGAUCAGUGUUUAAGAACAUUGCACAAUAUGUCUAAUAAGGUAUUGCAAGAACGUAAGGCAGCGUACUUAAAUAAUAAGAAGAAUGGAUUAGAAGCUUCAAGUGGUACCAAAUUUAAGGCAUUCUUAGAUCUUCUUUUGGAAUUAUCGAUCGAAGCGGGAGCUCUUAAUGAUUUAGAAAUAAGAGAGGAAGUAGAUACAAUGAUUGCUGCCGGAUUUGAUACCACGGCGACCGUACUUAUGUUUACAUUAGUUUUAAUAGGAUCCUAUCCAAAAGUACAAGAGCUAAUAUUUGAAGAAUUACAUAAUGUCUUCGGAGAGGACGACAGGGACGUCACUAAACAAGAUUUAUGUCGCUUAAUAUAUUUAGAAGCUGUUUUGAAGGAAUCCAUGCGCUUUUAUUCAAUAGUUCCAGUGACAGCGAGAAGACUUGAUAAAAAUGUGAAGCUGAAGAAUUAUACACUUACAGCUGGUCGGACAUGUUUUUUCUUAAUUUAUGGUAUCCACCGUCAUCCAAUGUGGGGAAAUGACGCUGUAGAAUUCAAACCAGAACGAUGGCUAGAUACUGCGACUUUACCUUCUUGCCCCACUGCUUUUGCUGCUUUUAGCAUGGGAAAGAGAGUUUGUAUCGGAAAACAAUUCGCUUUAAUGUCGAUGAAGACUACACUAGCUCACGUACUACGGCAUUAUCGCGUGAAAGGAGAUCAUACCAAGAUGAAGUUGAAGCUUGAUGUUGUGCUGACAUCAACAUGUGGUCACAACAUUUCUAUAGAGAGGAGAAAAUAA
Molecule: messenger RNA, 1476 nt
Organism: Parnassius mnemosyne (clouded apollo)
Lineage: Eukaryota; Metazoa; Arthropoda; Insecta; Lepidoptera; Papilionidae
Source: the annotation of a GenBank genome assembly